This is a messenger RNA of Bactrocera neohumeralis, 535 nucleotides long. RefSeq names its product early lactation protein-like. Gene Ontology annotation, molecular function: serine-type endopeptidase inhibitor activity. The record is from RefSeq and is a predicted model, not a curated record. The transcript has 3 exons. Lineage: Eukaryota; Metazoa; Arthropoda; Insecta; Diptera; Tephritidae. Bases 189 to 446 code for a protein of 85 amino acids.
AAUUUUGCAAAUUCGAAAAUUUCUUUCAUAUACAAAACAAUGGCUAACCUUUAUUUGAUUAGCGAUUAAACUUGCCUCAGUUGAAAAUAAGCGCUACAGGUGGUCGGAAUAGUAGCAUUAAUGCUGGAAAAUUUUAAAACUGAAAACUAGUUACUUAUAUAUAAAAACUUAUCAUUAAAUAUCCAGAAAUGAUGACAAAAGUCAUCUUAUUAAUAAUAAUGAUUAUUUGCGCUUUCAGCAGCUGCAGUGCGGCCGAAAGACCAGCACACUGCUUACAACCCCAUCCACAAGGUCAGGGUCUUUGCGAUAUGCUCAUCAGUGGUUUCUACUACAAUGCCGAUCAAAAUGCGUGUGAGGAGUGGCAAGAGAGUGGUUGUAAUGUCAUCGGUGGUCACACAUAUGAUUUACGCGAAGAUUGUGUAAACGAAUGUGUAAAUGUUAAUUAAAAAGUGUUUAUUAUGAUUACUUCUCAACAAAACUUUGAAAUGUAAAAAGCACAACUAUGGAAUAUAAUUCAAUUUGGAUAAUAGUUCAA